Molecule: messenger RNA, 528 nt
Organism: Linum trigynum
Lineage: Eukaryota; Viridiplantae; Streptophyta; Magnoliopsida; Malpighiales; Linaceae
Source: the annotation of a GenBank genome assembly
AUGCGUCGUCAAGUAGAGCAAGAGAGGAGCGGUCGUGAGAAAGAUCAGGCCGCUUUAGCUGAGGUGAGGUUUUUCUUAGGUCAGCAGAUGGCGGCAGUUGGGGAGUCCGAGGAGAUUAUUGCUCGAGAGAGGGCCCAUUCUGGUCGGCUGGAGCAUCAGGCGACACGACAUAGGGAGUUCAUGUCUAGAGUAGCUACUCAGUUCUUUCAGUUAGCCAUGGACGUUCUUCGUGACUACUCCUCGACGAUCCACUUGGAUGAGGACUUCCUUAGAGCUGAGGUCACACGAAGGGCGGAUAUGAUGGUGAUGAUGACCGUUGCUUCAUGUGGAGCGGGAGCUUCAGGUGGAGCAGGUGCUUGGGCGGAGCGGGUGUUUCAGGUGGAGCGGGUGCUUCAUGUGGAGCGAUCUCGGUUAGGAGGUCUCUCAACCCUGGGACCCAUUCUUAGGGUUCUCUGGGAUCCUUUGGGCAACAUAUUAGCAAUCUUGCAAGCUCGACCAGUGUGGGGGUGGAGGACUUGGAGCACCUAG